CGUCGUCCGUAUUUUGGUCAGGAAGUGCGGAAGAAGGCGAAGACCGAAACCCGAAAGGCUGAAGUUGUACCGACGAGUUUUUGCUGUAUCUCACCACCGUUUUCUCGGACAUCCCGUGAGAAUUUGAUCCUGAGCUUGUUGGGUUCUCGAAGAGUCGCUUCAUUAUGCCGAGCAUGGAAAAACAUCUCUUCAAUUUAAAGUUCGCCGCCAAAGAACUUCAGAGAAAUUCCAAGAAAUGUGACAAAGAAGAAAAAGCGGAGAAGGCUAAAGUCAAGAAAGCCAUCCAGAAGGGCAAUAUGGAAGUGGCAAGGAUCCAUGCAGAGAACGCCAUCAGACAGAAGAACCAGUCUGUGAACUUCCUGCGGAUGAGCGCUCGGGUAGAUGCUGUGGCAGCAAGGGUCCAGACUGCAGUUACAAUGAACCAGGUCACAAAAUCUAUGGCUGGAGUGGUGAAAGGCAUGGAUGUCACCCUGAAGAGUAUGAAUCUGGAAAAGAUUUCAGCUCUCAUGGACAAAUUUGAACACCAGUUUGAAACUCUGGAUGUUCAGACAGCCCAUAUGGAGGACACCAUGAGCAGCACAACAACACUCACAACACCACAGAAUCAAGUGGAGUCUUUGAUGCACGAAAUGGCUGAUGAAGCAGGAUUGGACCUGAACAUGGAGCUCCCUCAGGGCCAGACAGGAUCAGUGGGUACCAGCGUGGCCUCUGCAGAGCAGGAUGAACUGUCUCAAAGGCUUGCCAAACUCAGAGAUCAAAUGUAAAGGAGGACUGCAGUGGACUGACACCAUAAGGCGGAGCUCCAGACCACGCCUACACUACCUGAAUAUUGCUCCCAGACAACUUUUUAUUUUACGUCAAAUCUUUUCUCCUUUUCACAUCUCAUGUGUCUCUGUCGAGGGGCUGCUGUAUCACUGUUCUUUUCGCAGGUAAUGGCCCUUGUUAAUUCUGUAUUCAUAAUAACCUUUAUGUAAACUAGCAGAUGCUGGUUGUGGAAAAUGCAUGUAUUUCUCAAAUAUACAUAUUAGCAAUGAGAAAGAUCUAAUGUAACUUUAUUGUUAGAUAUGUAUAUGUAAGAACUCCAUACAUUUUUAAGAAUAUGAAGUCUGGCAGUUAUUACCUUGUAUUUAUAGGCUGAUUUUAUACAAACAUGAUGAAUAAGGUUGAGGUUUUGGACUAUAGAAUUUGAUUUCUGGUUCAUAUGUGCAUAAUUGCAGAAAAGACAUAUGCAUUUUCUCUUGGUAUCAGCAUGUGGAAAACCUGCUCCUCUAACGUUGAGUUGAUUUCUUGUGUUGGUUGGUUGUGUUUUACUUCUGAAUAAUAUUUUAAGAGGAUAACAGAGAUGAUUGUGUUUGGUCAUCUUCAGUGUUUUCACUGAUCAUUUGGGAAGGGGCUAUGGUUUGGAUCUUACAUCCAGUAAGUAAAUAAUAAAAAUUUAUAAUACUUUUCAAUGAA
This is a messenger RNA of Scatophagus argus, 1455 nucleotides long. Its product is annotated as charged multivesicular body protein 1b. The transcript has 8 exons. The record is from RefSeq and is a predicted model, not a curated record. Gene Ontology annotation, cellular component: multivesicular body; ESCRT III complex. Bases 165 to 764 code for a protein of 199 amino acids. NCBI's taxonomy places the organism in Eukaryota, Metazoa, Chordata, Actinopteri, Scatophagidae. Gene Ontology annotation, biological process: late endosome to vacuole transport; protein transport; endosome transport via multivesicular body sorting pathway.